This is a messenger RNA of Lachancea mirantina, 1239 nucleotides long. NCBI's taxonomy places the organism in Eukaryota, Fungi, Ascomycota, Saccharomycetes, Saccharomycetales, Saccharomycetaceae. The record is from the annotation of a GenBank genome assembly.
AUGAGCGAAUUAGACAAGACAAGGACUGUCAAUGACCAGAAUACGGACGAAAAUACCUGCCUCAAGGAGCAAACGGCGGCGCAGGGUACCGCCGGGAGGGCCAAAUCGGUGCCAUUGACUAGUAACAGCCUUGGCCACCAACGCAGGGCGCUUGAAGAAGUUAAAACCAACUUCUCGCAAAAUGAGAAAAACGCAAAUGUCACAGAAUUGCGUGCGGUAUCCGCGGUGCCUACUGGCGUGGUACUAAGCACAAACGUUCAAUCCAAGAAGAGACAGAUAUACAGAGACUCACCAGAUGAAGAGCGAGAGGAGGUCGAAAUUCCUGUUGCGAAAAAGCCUAAAUGUGACUCUCCAGAUUGGAGAGAUCUCGAUAUAAUAGAGGCUCGAGAUCUUUGCAUGGUUUCGGAAUACUCUGACGAUAUUUUCUGCCAUUUAUACGAACGCGAGAAACAAACGACUCCAACUUACAAUUACCUUUUUGCCAAAGGUUGCACGGAGUAUCUCAGACCUUCACUGCGUGCUAUUCUAGUUGACUGGCUUGUAGAGGUGCACCUGAAAUUCCAAUUGUUGCCCGAGACUUUGUACCUUGGCAUUAAUAUAAUGGACAGAUUCAUGUCAUUAAAGAAGGUCUCUAUGGCCAAACUGCAGUUGCUUGCCGUGAGCAGUCUCCUGAUAGCCGCUAAGUUUGAGGAAGUUAACCUGCCAAAACUGUCGCAGUAUGCCUACAUAACGGAUGGCGCUUGUUCGACAGAGGAUAUGAAAAAUGCAGAGUUAUACAUUCUCACGACACUUGGUUUCGAGAUAGGGUAUCCCAGUCCGCUUAAUUUCCUUAGACGAAUCUCCAAGGCGGACGGCUAUAAUGAUGAAGCUCGUGAUGUCGCCAAAUUUUUCCUAGAAUAUGCCAUUUGUUGUCCCAAAUUUACAGAAGUCGUACCUUCUCGCCUAAGCGCAAUGGCCAUGUAUUGCGCUAGACGUUCUUUAGAUAAGCUGCCACGUUGGGAUAACACGCACAAGCAUUACAGCGGCUCCGUCGAUGCUUUAAAUGACAGCCAUUUUCGCGCUUUGUGCCGUGAACUCGUGGAAGAAAUCGCUGAACCCUCGACUCAGCUAAAUGCUCUUGAAGGCAAGUAUCGUAGUGAACGCAUGGGUAGUGUGUUUGAACCUGCUAAAGCUUGGUGUAACCUCAUGGCAGUACGGGAUUGUGUGGAUCUUUUCCAGGAACCUACUACAGCAGAAUAG